UGUCGCUUUAAAGAAUCGGAUGACUUGUGCGAGAGGAAAAUACGGCGAUGAUUCAGAACGCUUCGGGUUUCUCGACCUGUCCCUCUCGGUCUUCUCGUUGUCGGUCAUCUGGCUGACGCCAUCUUCGUUCUUCUUUUUUGUUUAAGUGUCAACUUUUCGAGACUAUACGAUAUACAGUGAAUCGCGCGGAUUACACUUUACGAGUGCGGUUAGCAAGUGCGAUGAACGAACAUCGAACGUUUCGCUGACCUGAAACGAAUAAGUGUGAACACGCGAUAUGAGUUUGCGUCGUAGCUCUAGCCUACAUCCCUGAAAGAUUGCAAGCCAGAAAGAAGUCGUUUGCCAUCCAAGUGUCCAUGUAAAAGUCAUUCACUAGAACUCUCCCCCUUUGAAGUAUUGUUGGGAUGACUUGGGCAAACCGAUCGAUUCGCACGAACAUAAAAAAUCUGCCGAGACUCGCAUUGCGCUCGAAGAUUGUCGAAAACCUUAUCGCCGUGUCGAGUGUCGCUACGAAAGUUGACUUUACACGCAGUAACGUAGCAAACUGGCGUUUAUGCAAAAUUAUUCGAGCCUUCGCACGAUCGAGGGACAAACAGCCUGCCUCCCUCUCUCCGUCUUUCUUUGCUCCGAUUCUUCUACAGCAGAAGAAAGGAUGGUAUUGGACCCCAAGGUCACGAGUUUGCACAGUGAUUACGGAAGCUUCGAUCGACCAUUGGGCGCCGGCGAGGGCCACGAGAGGGACGUCGAAGCCGCGGUUGAUGGAAGCAGUAACGGGAUGGCACAGUCGAGCGACGUUUACCAGCGACAACCGUUAUUACCUGGUGCGCCGACCAAAGGGAAAGACAAGUGGUCCGGGGUGGCAUCCGGAUCGGACUAUUACGUGGACGAAGAAGACGAGAAGAUCGACAGCCUCGGACGCCAUCCCGGGAUACCGAACGGUUCCGGGAAUGGCAUCGUUAAGCUAGACAUACCUGCGCCCCUCCGCGAGGAGCCCCGUUUCCCUAAGGAAAAAUGGAAAACUUUCCUUGCAUUUUUGUUUAUGGUCGUAAACUUCAUCCUAACGACAGCGUCCCUUGCAAUGGUGCACGAAAAGGUCCCCGACAGAAGUACGUAUGGACCGCUACCGGACGUGGUGUUGGAUAAUGUCGCCGCUCAGGAUUGGGCCCUUAACGUGUCGGAAGUUUUGAUUAUGAUAAUGUCCAACUCAGCCAUGGUUUUUAUUAUUUUUCACAAGCAUAGAUUUAUCGUUGUUAGGCGGGUGUUUCUUUUGAUGGGGUUGCUGUAUAUGAUGAGGAGCGUCACGAUGUACGUGACAGUACUGCCGGUAGCCAGUAAGACGUAUUUCUGCAGUCCGAAAGCGAACAACACGAGUCCGCUUCUUAUUACGAAGAGGGUUUUACAGCUCAUCUCUGGCUUCGGCUUGUCUAUAAACGGCAAGCACACUUACUGCGGAGAUUACAUUUACAGCGGUCACACGGUUGUGCUUGUACUUAGUUACCUGAUUAUCAAGGAGUAUUCUCCGAGAAGAUGUAAGCCAAUUCAUUGGCUGGCGGGCAUAACUGUUGUUGUUGGGGUAAUAAUGGUCUUGGUGGCUCACGGACACUAUACCGUGGACGUCCUCAUAGCUUACUACGUAACCACACGCUUAUGGUAUAUUUAUCAUACGUUAGCUAAUAAUUCGCAUCUUAAGCAAUACGAACCAAACAACUUUUUGGCCCGGCUCUGGUGGUUUCCUAUGUUCAAAUAUUUCGAGAAAAAUGUGGGCGGCACGGUGCCACGACAAUACGAUUGGCCUUUACCCUGGCCUCGACGUUUCCUUGCCAAGCACCCGAACCGGGACAGUUAAUGUCCGCCGUGACUACACGAUAGAGGCUCUCAAACAACGGAGUUACUUUUGUUGUAUUUGUACAUAUAUAAACAUAUAUAAAAGCUUUACUAGAAAAGUGGUACAAGAGACGCGCCCAAGCUUCCGUCAAGCUUCCAUUACGAAGUCUUGAUAGAAGUUUUCUGCAGUGUUCACUCUUCUCGAGAACUUUACGACACGAACGAUAGACGACGAGGCGAAUAAGAAUGAACAUAAAAAAAAGGAAAUGAACAAGAGAAUGGAUCAAGGGAAACACAACCAUUGGAAGACGCUCGUACUGUCAUGUUCGUUAUCGUCCAAUCGCGAAACCUAUUUUUCCUUGAUUUUGAUACGACUUAUACAUAUUGUAAGGGAUAGGCAACUCGAUAGUACCGAUGUUAGUCCUCAUCAGAAGAAUUCAUGUGUAGAUGAAGGAGAGGAGGUAUCCGAGAGUUACCGGUCAGAUUAGUGUAUAAAAACGAAGAAAAAAGACGAAUUAAAAUGAAAAAACAAAUGCUUAGAUAUCUCUAUUUUCAGAUACUCCGAAAUGUGAAGAUACUUAGGAUUAAUCGCUGAUCGAGCGUGAUUCACACUCGCGAACUGUACUAAUUGUUAAUACGUAGAAUCAAGGCGCAAGCUGGCGGACACACUUUUGUAAACUUUCGAACAACGACACGCAAUUGGAGAAUGCGAGGCGUCACUUUAAUGUACGCUGAACGCAACUUUUUUUACAGACCCGGGCGCCGAUUCUUUCACCUGUAGAACAUCAAUGAUACGGGCUACACCGAGACCGUCAAAUAAUAAAAUUCAUUUAAUAUUUCGUCGUUCAUACUUCAGGAAACGCGUAACUUUAUUGUAUGUCGAAUCAGACAAUAAGUAGUGCAGAAUCUUGAAUGCAAGUAAGACGAACAAUUAUUUGAUGUGCGUAUCGAAUAAGAAAAUAAUUGGGAUCUACAUUCCGGAAAUAGUUACAAAAGGUAUCUCACCUUCCGAAAACAUUGUUUCAGGAUUUCUUCCUUUUUCCAAAACGCUGUAUAAAUUUAUUAAUUAAACGAUCGAUAAUUAUUUGAAUAAUCGUUCGAAAGUAAUCGAAUGACGCCCAGGUCUGCCUUGUAUGCCGCGAGACCUUCCUCUGGUUGCUACUUUUCAGCUGUUAUUAAUCUCAAUCGACUUCCAAAUACUAAGACGAUGGUCGUUUCUUUUUUUGUAAUUACACAGAAAGAAAAGAAAACGGCGGCAUGCCUUAUUCCGAUGAAAGUCAGCUGAAUGCGUAUUAGAAUCUUUGUAUUUGAGAUUGGUCAAUUACUGUUCGUUUCUCUCGAAUCUAUGUAUCGCCGUAUGUAGAUCCCUUUCCAUCCCACCCCCUCGAAAUUGGUGUCCAUUAAAUGAAUUGGCUCACGCGUAGUUUCUUGAGCGAUCGCGCAAAUUUCGUGGGACCAAGCAGAGAGCAGAACGUGUAAAGGGAACGUAGAACCGAUUGAAAGUAAUUGUUAUUGAGAAAUGGGACUGGUAGCGGUAGUAGCUAUAUUGGAUUCGUCAAGAACACAGACGACGUAGUGUUUCAGCUAUAUUCGAACGCCGUUGCUCUAGUUUUUUCGUUAGACGAUGAUUUUUUCAAUGUCAAUCGGAGAGACUGUAAUGUGUUCUAUUCGAAAAAAAGGCUUACAGGAAAAUCACUUUACCAACGACGACACGACGCGGCAUUCGAUUUUUAACCGAUCUAUUGUGAUAAGAAGAUACUAUUGCGCAACUGCGAAAUUCGUGAUUCCUCGGAAUAAGGACGUCUUUGCAUUCUGUAUACACACCAAAUGUUGUCACGCGUACACGAAGACGGAGAUGCGAACCGUGCGAGGAAAGCAACGUGUGCAAAUCCUAUACUAAUGGUUCUGAGCGUGAUUGUUCCAAGCUCAAGAAAUAAUUUCUAUCUCUGCCAGUCGUUCAAACAAAACGCAUGAAAAUCUUACAAAGUUAAGAAGAAAUAGUUCAUAGAUGAUAAUCGGAAAGGUAUUGCGACUAGUUAACUACGAAUGCUGAUGCGAAUUUGUAUGAUUGUAAUAUGAUUAGUUCAAUGAAAUGUGGGUUAAAUUAAUUAUUCGAUUAUAAAAUUUGGAUGAGAAUUAAUAUCUUAGUGCAUUGUUUUGUAUACUUGUAUCGAUAUAUAUUCAUGAUUCUGUAAAGUCAUAGUUCUCACGUGAUACAAUUAUAAGGAUCAAUACGUACACUACAGAUGUUCACAUAAAUUCCGAUUUUUACGAAUAAAUUUGCAAAAAGAUAGCAUCGAACAGGCAACGGUGAUGUUACCAAGUUGAAAGCGCAAACUAUACUCGCCAAUUCGUCGUACGGUUCUCUCAUCCACCGAUCUUCUACCAUCUCGUUAUUUCGCGAUAAUGAUUCCUUGCGAUUCUUGCCCCGCUCUAACGUCAAGGAGCGUCCUCUUUAGUUUCAUCGCCAUUUCAUCUAUGAGCUACUAGCACAAACGCUUCGGAUAUCUUCGUCGCUCCACGCGCGGAGGUUGUUCAGUGAAUCUCAAUUUACUCCAUUUUCGCGUGGGUACGUUAGAACGAGUUGAUGAAGGAAAUCGAAAACGAAGAAAAAGAAGAAGAAGAAGAAGAAGAAGAAGAAGAAGAAGAAGAUGAUGAUGAAGAAUAAAAAGAAGAAUAAAAAGAACACGAUGAUAAACGUUGAAACUGAUGAUGAUGGUUUAUAAAUUGCGGAGUCUCGUGCAUAGUUUAAGCAACGUUAACCAAGCGAUUUGUUGUCUUCUGCACACAUGGUUUAUUAUUGUUAAUGCUCGUGCAGAACUCUCGUUACUCGUCAUGCGAGUUAUCCACAUGUUCGAUGGACGCCUUGUUUUCGGCAUCCCUCUCGAUGUUACCGUAAAUAAUAUUAAAGCAAACGAAG
This is a messenger RNA of Nomia melanderi (Alkali bee), 4744 nucleotides long. RefSeq names its product phosphatidylcholine:ceramide cholinephosphotransferase 2. The record is from RefSeq and is a predicted model, not a curated record. Gene Ontology annotation, biological process: ceramide biosynthetic process; sphingomyelin biosynthetic process. Lineage: Eukaryota; Metazoa; Arthropoda; Insecta; Hymenoptera; Halictidae. Gene Ontology annotation, molecular function: ceramide cholinephosphotransferase activity; sphingomyelin synthase activity. Gene Ontology annotation, cellular component: endoplasmic reticulum membrane; Golgi membrane; plasma membrane.